UUCCAGCCCAGUGUUUGUGCUACAACCCGAGUGUUUUUAACUCUCAAGAAGGGAUUUGUUGUAUUGAUUGUUUCUUGGACGCGUAGCUGUAAAUGGCAACGGAUUUCACGGCAGAAAUGUAUAACUUUAGCGCAAGAUGAGAGCGUAUAUCGGAUAUGUAAUGUUAGUUAGCUAACUUAGUUUCUAUGUAACCUAGCGUUAAGCGUUAGCAACAAGAUUUGGGCAGUACACUGCAUUUAUCAGCUCAUGUGUUUGUGAACUUUUUCUUUGGUAGCUAACGUGAAAUGAUAGAAAACUACCAUAAGGUAUGUAAAGUUUAUGAGAUAUUUAUACACCAAUAACAUGUCAGUAAAAGUAUCAUUCAUAAACGUUGAUGAAACUCGCUUAUAAGCAUCUAUCUGAACGGGCUAAGGUAUCAUAAAGCUGGACAGUCACAUGCACAACUGUGCUUAUCUUUUGACAACUAUGCCAAAUGACUCACCUUUAGUCUCCACCAACGAAUAAAAAAAGAUGUAAUGCCUUUAUAGUGUACUCUUUUUUGGGGGGAAUUAACAACUUUGGAUAACUGAAUAGUUAGUUUAUUAGCUAUUCACAAUGGCAAGUGCCUUAGCAGCAAAGAUGGGAUUUAAGUCACUAAAGAGAAAACAAGCCAAGAACUUCAACGUCAGGAUCUGCACAAUGGAGUCAGACAUGGAGUUCAGCUGUGAGGUCAAGUGGAAAGGAAAGGAUCUUUUUGACUUGGUAUGCCGAGCUCUGGGCCUGAGGGAGACAUGGUUCUUUGGGCUCCAAUACAACAUCAAGGACACUGUUGCUUGGCUGAAGAUGGAAAAGAGGGUUCUGGAUCAGGAGGUACCAAAGGAGGAACCAAUCACCCUUCACUUCCUGGCCAAGUUUUAUCCUGAGAAUGCUGAGGAGGAGCUAGUGCAGGAUAUUACACAGCAUCUCUUCUUCCUACAAGUGAAGAAGAAGAUCCUUGAGGAGGAGAUUCACUGUCCACCCGAGGCCUCUGUGCUGCUGGCCUCCUACGCCGUCCAUGCCAAGUACAGAGACUACGACCCUAAUGUUCACAAACCUGGCUUCUUGGCGGAGGUGGAACUGCUGCCAAAGAGGGUGAUUAACUUGUACCAGAUGACUGCAGAAAUGUGGGAGGAGAGGAUCACAGCGUGUUAUGCGGAGCACAGGGGCAGGACGAGGGAUGAAGCUGAGAUGGAGUAUUUAAAAAUAGCUCAGGACCUGGACAUGUAUGGCGUCAAUUACUUUUUAAUCAGGAAUAAAAAGGGAACAGAUCUUCUUCUGGGAGUGGACGCCCUGGGUCUGCACAUCUACGAGCCGGACAACAGGCUGACACCCAAGUGCUCCUUUCCCUGGAAUGAGAUCCGCAACAUCUCCUACAGCGACAAGGAGUUCACCAUCAAACCUCUGGACAAAAAAACCAAUGUUUUCAAGUUCAACUCUUCACGUCUGAGAGUCAACAAGUUGAUCCUUCAGCUGUGUAUAGGGAACCAUGACCUGUUUAUGCGCCGGCGGCGGGUGGACUCGCUUGAAGUGCAGCAGAUGAAGGCCCAGGCCAGAGAGGAGAGGGCCAGAAAACAGGUGGAGAGGCAGCAUCUGCAGAGGGAGAAGCAGAUGCGGGAGGAGGCAGAGAGAGCCAGGGACGAGCUGGAGAGGAGGCUGAUUCAGCUGCAGGAUGAGGCUCACAUGGCCAAUGAGGCCCUGCUGCGUUCAGAGCAGACGGCGGACCUGCUGGCUGAAAAGGCCCAGAUCGCGGAGGAGGAGGCCAAGCUGCUGGCCCAGAAAGCUGCCGAGGCUGAGACAGAGAUGCAGCGCAUCAAAGUGACUGCCAUCCGUGGCCAGGAGGAGCGGCGGCUCAUGGAGCAGAAGAUGCUGGAGGCAGAGAUGCUGGCUCUCAAGAUGGCCGAGGAAUCAGAAAGGAGGGCCAAGGAGGCUGAGCAGCUCAAACAGGACCUGCAGGAAGCCAGGGAGUCAGAGCGCAGGGCAAAGCACAAGCUGCUUGAGAUUACCAGCAAGGCUGUCUAUACGUCCCCUGGACUCCCGCCUGACAGUAUGGCUCCUGACCUGAGCUUCAGCAGGGAGAACCUCAGCUUCGACUUUAAAGAUACUGACAUGAAACGCCUCUCCAUGGAGAUUGAAAAAGAAAAGGUCGAGUACAUGGAGAAGAGCAAACACCUGCAGGAGCAGCUGAAUGAGCUGAAGACGGAAAUUGAAAGCCUGAAGCUGAAGGAGAGAGAAACUCCUCUGGACAUCAUACACAACAAGAACACAGAGCAAGGGACCAGCAAGCACAGCAACUUUAAAAAGCUAACACUACAGAGCACCAAGUCCAGGGUGGCCUUCUUUGAGGAACUUUAAACUACACAUCAGUAAAGACGGGAUGCACAACUGCCAAGAACCUCAUGUUUCUACAUUCCUGGUCAGUGUAAAUGACUCACCACACUACAAAGCCCUAUAGCCCACUUCUUGGGAACCACCAUGAAACACUAUGAACAAAAAAAAAAAAAAGACCACUGCCUUGAUCUGCACCAACUCCAGGGGCCUUGUGUUUACGCACAAACAGGGAUGAAUGCGUAAUGCUCCUGCAAAAUGUUCCUGCGCUAAAUCUGGGAUUCAUAAAAAAUUGAGUGUGUGUUUACAGUAGGUGUUUGAAAUACAGCACAUUCCCCUUGAACAUUUUGAAGUGAACUUGGGUGUGGGGGGGUUCAUUAGUGUCAAAGAAUAAAGGUAGACGACGCAAGAAGGAAAUAAACAAAAUUGGGUAAUAUGAAAAUUGACUGCUCCUGUUCUACUGUGGGUUUAAUGAGACAGUACUCAUGGAGUUUAGAAGGGUUAUUAUAUCAUUUCCAAAUGGGGUGACCUACAUUAGCUGAAUGCCUAAGUGUUUUGAAAUUCGAAAAGGAAACAAACCACUAAGGGAUAAAGUUGAAAAAGAGAAUGAAUGAUUAUACGGCUGAUAUGUCACUCAUACCCUUUCCCAGAUAGUAGUUAUACACAGCAAAUUAAACUUCCUUCUGCUUAAACACUGACCAUUUGUUAUAUUACAUUUUAUUUAUAAUGUCAACAAAUUCCUUCAUAUGAUUUAUUCUUUCUUUGCUUAAUAACUUCAUGGUUAAAUAAAAAAAAGGAUGUUCAGGCAGCAAAUACGGGGCAUUUUUUUGCUAUCAUAAAUUUAAAGAGCCAUUUAAUGCUAAUAGUGGGAGUUGAUGGGCUGUGGUGGAUAUUAAGCUCUUUCUCAACACAAAAAUCCAACUCUGUGAGUAUCAUCAAGGAAUUUGCCUCAGUCGAGUUGUGUGAGCAGUGUUUUUAUUUUUUUAAUCUCAGAAUCUGUGUCCACGUUUGUGCCUUUAUGCAACUUUGUUGUGCUGAAUGUAGACAAUUUGUUAUGCAUGAGGCCUUAGGACUUUUGUUUACAUCUUGUAUACACAGAGAAGUAAUGUUACAUAUCUCUGGGCUGCCUCCAGCUAUUGAUUAGGGUGUCCUUAACGCAGGGCACUGAGUGCACUACGCUCUGCUCUUGAAAGUGAAGAGAUCAUUUGUACUAGGCGGUUCUUAGAAUCUGAACUGGAUGAAGGAUUUUUAGAUGUGAGCUUCUAUCACAUCUAUCAUCUAUCUCAGUUUUUUUUUUUUUUUUUUUGUGAAGACAACCACUUUUUUGAAACAUGAAUUUGCAUCUAUUUUGAAUUAAUGUGUCUUUUUGAAUUAAUGUACUCUUUCCCUCUGAAAGCAUUUUAUUUUGGGGAAUUAUAAUGUGAAGAAAACGGUUUUUAUUUUUCUUUCUGUCUGCAUUUAACAAGAAUAGAAAUCAGUAUUUGAAAAGAAACCUGUGGAGGCGUUACAGUACCUAUAUUUCUAGAUAUACAUCGUAACAGAUACAGUAUGUAUGUUUUGCCUGUAAAA
Seriola dumerili (greater amberjack) is the source of this 3912-nucleotide messenger RNA. RefSeq names its product neurofibromin 2 (gene nf2a). Lineage: Eukaryota; Metazoa; Chordata; Actinopteri; Carangiformes; Carangidae. The transcript is spliced from 16 exons. The record is from RefSeq and is a predicted model, not a curated record. Gene Ontology annotation, molecular function: actin binding; cell adhesion molecule binding. Gene Ontology annotation, biological process: regulation of organelle assembly; positive regulation of early endosome to late endosome transport; positive regulation of protein localization to early endosome. The coding region runs from base 595 to 2370 and encodes 591 amino acids. Gene Ontology annotation, cellular component: apical part of cell; adherens junction; cytoskeleton.